This is a messenger RNA of Hordeum vulgare subsp. vulgare (domesticated barley), 1125 nucleotides long. RefSeq lists its product as uncharacterized. NCBI's taxonomy places the organism in Eukaryota, Viridiplantae, Streptophyta, Magnoliopsida, Poales, Poaceae. The transcript is spliced from 5 exons. The record is from RefSeq and is a predicted model, not a curated record. Bases 51 to 953 code for a protein of 300 amino acids.
UCUUCCUCCCGCCCCCACCAAACCGCCGCCGCCGUCGUCGGAGUUCAUGCAUGUAUAAACACGACCCACCCACCCGGCACGCAUCGAUCGAUCCACCGCACGCAGUCGGCCACUCCUCGCCCUCCAUCUCUCUCUCUCUCUCUCCCACACAUCGCCGGCCGAAGCCAGCCAGCAUGACGGCGAAGGUGGCGGGCGGCCGGAAGCGCGGGGCGGAGGCCUUCUUGGAGGAGGACCCCUUCGCGGCGCUCCCCCCGCCGCUGAACACGAAGAGGGGGCGAUGCUCGCCGUCUGCCGCCGCCGACGUGGCGGAGCUCGGGGUCAGCAUGGACUUCGACCCCGUCGAUGCGCUCCAGCUCAUCUUCCCCGGCGCCGAUCCGCAGCUUCUUCGAGGCUAUUUUGAAGCAUCGGGAAAUGUGUUGGAUGCUGCAAUCAGAGGCUUCAAGGAUCAUUUGGCGUCUGGUUCAGCACCGACCAAUGCUGAUGCGGCCUCAUCUAGAGUGGCAUCUGAUGUGCCGGUGACGAAGAUGAAUAAUGCGACAAACGUCACUGAAUGGGCGGAGCUAAUUGUCAAGGAGAUGUCAGCUGCUUCAGAUUUGAUCGACGCCAAGAAUCGAGCCUCCAGGAUACUCGAAUUGUUCGACAAAUCUGCCGCAAACUGUAACACUCCUGAUGAAAAGCAGAAAAUGCAUGAGGAGCACAAGAUACUGAAGCAGAUGCUGGGAGGCCUGCUUCACCAGAACGGCGUUCUGAAGAGGGCCUUUCUUAUCCAGCACAACAGGCUCAAGGACUACCAGGACAUGGUGCAGGAACGGUCCCAGUUCAAGGAGAUCGUCGACAAGUACCAGCAGCAGAUCAAGGCGCUAGAGGAGAGGAACUAUGUGCUGUCGUUGCAUCUCGCGCAGUCGGAUCACCGGAGUGGCAUAUCGGGGCACCGCAACCCCGACGUCUUCUAGGGGUAGGCGGCUACUGCAUCCUCCGUGAAACUUGGAAGGGAGAGUUUGCCCUAGCCACCUAGAAUUAGGUGAGGAAAUGUGCCAAAAAAAUAUCAUGGGAUAUUUAAAUGUGUGAUUUGUAUUAAAAAUGUUUAGUAUGUAUUUGAAGGCGUUUAUCAUUUUUUUUCCAAAA